AAAGAUUCCGACCGUUUUGCUUCAUCAUCAUCCCAUUGUUGUCACCCGCUAACCCUCGGCAUUGAAGGUUGAAUAAUCGCAAUGCAGGUAAGAUGUAUGAGCAGAUGAAUGGGGCGUGAGGCGAUUGAUAGACGUCGAGUGAGAUAGGAGCGCAAUGGCGAUUUUGAGUGUGUUUAGUGAAGGAUUGAGGUUGGAAUUCAGGAGAGAUUUGGUAGGAUUCCAUUGAAUUUCCUCAAAUUCCCUUGCUCGAAGCUGGGCUGGCUAACAUUUUAAUUCCUCUUGGAUCUGUAGAAUCAGAGUUCUGAUCCGAGAAUUGGUUCUUCAAGAGACAACUCCACGAGUUCGACCGUAACAGCUGCAGCAUCAGGGUCAAAUUCCUCGUCAUUUUCUGCACUGUUCUCCACUUUGAUACCCGUGGGCGUUUUUGCUGCAGUUUGUACCAUCUCAUUCUUGGUGUUACGGAGAAAGUAUCCAAGGGUAUAUUCCCCAAGAACUUUCUUGAGUAGUCUAGAACCUCAGUAAGUUCGAUGGCCCAAAUGGGAAAACAUAAACUAAAAGCAUAAUAGUGAACGAAGUAAGGAAUUACCAUCUGGAUGGUUCAAUUGGGUGAAACCUUUCUUCAAUACCCCGGAUGAGGUAGUACUUAACCAAUCUUCACUCGAUGGGUACCUAUUUCUCAGAUUCCUCAAGAUUAUGUGUGUCAUAUGUCUUGUGGGAUGUGGUCUCGUAUUUCCUGUUCUGAUACCAGUACAUGUACUUGGAGGUGCCGGUAAUGAGCAACUUGAUCGAUUGACAUUUGGAAAUGUUACCAACACCCAAAUGUAUUAUGUGCAUGCAUUUUUGGCGUGGCUCUAUUUUGGUGAGUUUAAUUCCCUAGAAGGAAGAUUUCACUAAUGAACUAUUAGGGUUUAUCAUGUAUACAGUCUCACGAGAGUGCGUUUACUACAUUAAUCUCCGCCAAGCUUAUCUGCUUCAUCCUUAUUAUGCUAAACGUCUGUCAUCGAGGACUGUUCUGUUUACAUGUGUCCCCCAACAAAAUCUAGAGGAAGCUAAGUUACGAAAGGUGUUUGGCGAUGCCGUCAAGCAUGUUUGGAUUCCAAGGGAGACUGGCGAGCUGCAGGACUUGGUGGACGAAAGAAAUCAAACUGCAUAUCGACUGGAAAGAGCGGAGACGAUAUUGAUCAAAAUUGCAAAUAAAGAAAGAAACAGAGCUCUUAAACAUGGUCACCCGGAUCUUGAAUCAAGUAUCUGUAUCGAUUCUGUGCAAGAGACAAAACGAGAAUCCACAGCUACUGGGACUCGGAGACUAAGCUUGGUUAGAAGUUCAGCUGAUGUGAUGCCUAGGGAUAGCGAGAUGUUGGAAGUUCCCAUCACACCUAAAGAUACUUUAGUAGGAUCAAACUCUAAUUCAAUUAAUGGUACGGCGAAGGAAACCACAGCCCCCGAAGUAGAGAUGUCACAGACAAGUUCUCAAGCUACCACUGACGUAAAUCCCGCUACCCCUGCCCUCAAAUGGGGAGACAAUGGUUAUGGAAUGUCCGGGCCUCCUCUUGGAGUAAGCGGAUCAAUUGCUUCACAAUGGAUUCCUCACAGCUGGAGACCAACCCAUCGACCAUUAUCAAACUAUGGAAGAAGUGUAGAUACCAUUAAAUGGACACGGAAUCGACUGAAGGAAAUUGGACCUCAAAUCAGCAAAUUGAGGAGAAAUCAUCGCCAAGGAAAAGUUAAGCCAUUACCGGCCGCGUUCAUCGAGUUCGAUACCCAAGUUAAUGCUCAAUCUGCGUAUCAAACACUCUCUCAUCAUCGGGCAUUCCAUAUGAAACCACAUAUUAAUGGUAUUCGACCACAUGAAAUUGUAUGGGACUCACUUCGAAUGAAAUGGUGGGAGAGAAUAAUGCGCAACUUUGCAAUCCAAGGCUUCGUUGCCUGUCUAGUUAUAUUUUGGUCCGUUCCCUGCGCAUUUAUCGGAAUUGUAUCCAACAUCAAUUUCUUGGCAAAAAAAGUCCCAUUUCUUGGUUGGAUCAACAAACUGCCCUCUUCAAUUCUUGGUGUGGUUACGGGCUUGCUACCAGCUUUAGCAUUGUCAAUUCUUAUGGCAUUGGUUCCAGUGAUCCUCCGAACUUGUGGUCGUCAAGCCGGGAUACCAUCUUACUCGAUGAUUGAACUAUAUACACAGUCUACCUACUUUGUAUUCCAAGUGGUACAAGUAUUUCUCGUGACCACCAUCACCUCAGCAGCAUCCGCUGCUUUCGAAAAAAUCGUCGAAGAUCCAACUUCCGUGCGAUCACUACUUUCGCAAAAUCUGCCCAAAUCAUCAAAUUUCUACGUCUCAUAUUUUAUCCUCCAAGGUCUUGCCAUGUCCGCUACGCGAUUAUUACAACUACCUGCGCUGGUUCGUUAUUUGAUAUCUCAAAAUGAACAAAGUCCCAGAGUCAUGAUCAAUAAAUGGCACAAAAUAAGAGUCGUACAUUGGGGAGCUGUUUAUCCCGUCUUCACAAAUAUGGGCGUAAUAGCAAUUACAUAUUCACUAAUUAGUCCAUUGACUAUUGUAUUCGCACUCAUCGGAUUAUCUCUGAUUUAUAUUGUAUCAAAAUACAAUCUUCUCUACACAUAUUCCUCAGAAAUAUCGACGCGGGGGCUGUUGUAUCCCCAUGCUCUUAAGCAGCUACUCACAGGUGUAUAUCUUGCAGAAAUUUGCCUCAUUGGUCUUUUCGGAUUACGAAGCGCAUUUGGACCAUUGGUGAUCAUAUUCGGAUUAACAAUCUUCACUGCAUUAAUUCAUGUCAGCCUCAAUGAAGCCCUCGGACCACUCCUCUGGAAUCUCCCUCGAACUCUGGCGGUCGAAGAACUAUAUCGCGGAUUAGCAUUUAAUUCCGAUCUCCAAACACCUAUGCCUACCACAAAUAGAGUCGGCAACACAAAUGAAAACGGCGAUUCAUUCUUCCCAAUGCAAACUCCUCCACAAUCUCAAUCGCAACCAGCAGUCUCAACGUACAUAGUCCAUCGUAUGUCCAGUACCCCAAAUGUUCAGCCGACUAUUCCUGAAGAAAAUGAAGAUGAAAAUAACUCCUCCAAUUCCUCCAAUAAAGACUCCGACGACGAAGAAGAUGACCACGAACUCAACCCGCAAACCCGGUCUAUCCAUCCCAAAAACAUCGAGGGACUCCCUCACCUCUCAAAACUAACCUUCACCUUCCUCAUCACCGCCAUCCGCUCAAAAUUCCAACCGCAUCUCCACAAACUCACCCCUUAUUUCAUCUACCUAACCCCCAUCAUCUCCCCCACUUACGACCCCCUCAAACCCCCCAACUUCCUAAUCAAAUUCCUUCACCCAGAAAUCUUCUCCGACUACCACAUCUUGCGCUCUCUGACCGCUCCUCUCCCACCCAUGGACUCCAGUUUCGAGUACACAACAAAACAACACGAAGAUGCAUAUUUUCCACCCUGCGUAGCACGAGGACAUGAUCCCAAACUGUGGAUCCCGAGAGAUGACGCCGGCGUCAGUAAACAGGAAUGUGAACACACGAGAAAGAUUGCGGGCGUGGAGUGUAGUGAUGAGGGAGUGGAGAUGACUAAGGAGGGGAGGAUCGUGGUUCGGGAUUUGCAGGGCGAAAAUUGUAUUUGGAGUAGGGAGACGAGGUUUUAGGGUUGGAGCUAGGGGUUCGGGUCCGGGAGCGGGAGUUUGGAGAACUUUGGGAAAUGGCGUUGAGUUGGUUAUGAUGUGAUGACUAUGGAUUAGUGUUUUGGUUCUUUUAUAGAGAUUUUUAAUAGAUUUCGUGAUGGCGUUGGAAUAUACAUAAGGUUUCAUAGUAAGGCUUUAGGCGUUUUUAAUUUGAUGAUAGAAUAUCUGAAUUAUUCUUCACUGC
Sclerotinia trifoliorum is the source of this 3866-nucleotide messenger RNA. The record is from the annotation of a GenBank genome assembly. NCBI's taxonomy places the organism in Eukaryota, Fungi, Ascomycota, Leotiomycetes, Helotiales, Sclerotiniaceae.